AUGCCACCUCAUCUCCGCAAUCUCGACAGUGACACUGUUUCUGGCGACCACCAAGCCUCAGAUGACAGCUCUAUCCCAGCUUCCCCGCAGAGAGCCACGGAAGGGUCCCCGUCGUCUCCUCCAAUUCUCUCCAAUCAGUCUCCAACUCGCGUCCGUGACACUCCUCCAGCAUCACCCCAUGGACAGAAUCUGGGCGGUCGGCGGCGAUCUUCUACCUCCUUCGGAGGUCGUCUCGCGGCUCCCCGACGGAGAUUAGGUGUUAUCAACUCUCGACGCGACUCACUGCGGUCUGUUGAUAGAACUCCAAACCGAGUAGUUCGCCCACGUCACCGCACGCGUACUAUUCGUGACUAUCGGCGAACUAGAAGCUUCCUACAAUACGUCUCUUCUGUUGAGGAUCUCAGUCGAGCAAUCUCUGGCGUGCAACAGACUGGCCAGCCGCAGCCUGGGAAUAGACAACACCUUGCGAGUCAUCCUUCUGAAAUGCUUGGGAGAAGAACCCGCACGCUCCAAGUUCGGUCCUGGGAAGAUCCUCCCACACCAAGUCGUCUGUUCCCAAUUCCCGAGCACCAUGCAAUCGGUCAAUCGACUCAUACACCCGGGCCUCAGCCAUCUCAUCCAUCAACUAACAGAGGGACUGCCCCGUCUACAGGACGGAUGCCGGAACUCUCUCGCCUGAGCAUUGAUUCUCAGGGGAGUACAAAUAGCGACAGCCCUGAGCAUGACACUCAACCUUCUGUCCGUCCCAACCGCCUCCGGUAUCCGGGACACGUACUCUAUUGCGACUGCUCUGUUUUCGAUAUGUUGAAUGAGCCUUGGAGCCCGUAA
Molecule: messenger RNA, 828 nt
Organism: Fusarium tjaetaba
Lineage: Eukaryota; Fungi; Ascomycota; Sordariomycetes; Hypocreales; Nectriaceae
Exons: 1
Coding region: 1-828 (275 amino acids)
Source: RefSeq, a predicted model, not a curated record